Molecule: messenger RNA, 3859 nt
Organism: Anguilla anguilla (European eel)
Lineage: Eukaryota; Metazoa; Chordata; Actinopteri; Anguilliformes; Anguillidae
Gene: mmaa
Product: metabolism of cobalamin associated A
Exons: 7
Coding region: 258-1469 (403 amino acids)
Cellular component (GO): cytoplasm
Molecular function (GO): GTP binding; GTPase activity
Source: RefSeq, a predicted model, not a curated record
GUUAUGUUAAGGAACUGAAGUGGGUACUAAUCAUAGAUAUCUAUGGUGUAAUUCAUGUUUUUCACAGCUGUCAAGGUGGACUGUUACUAUUAGCUAGGUCAACUUGCCUGUACGUUCUUACUAAUCCAAUAGUGGCUUUCUAAAUGUAAUUCACUGCCUUAUAAUGUGUACAACCUGCCGUCUAAAUGACUGCGAACGAAUGUCCGUGAAAACGUGGUAGCAAAGCAGUAGGAAGCUAUCUUUGGGCCGGGUGAACAAUGGGACCUUCAAAGGUCUUGUGUGUGCUUCACCGUGCAAACAUGUUUUCACCUGCGUGGACUGCAUGCCUCGGCCGCUCUGUGGGCUGUAAGGUGGCUUUGGAUCUGGGCCGGCCAGCAUCACUGGCCGCGCAGCAGCGACGGCGCUACUGCAUGCAGUCAGCCCUCAAUCCUCACAUGGGCGAGCUGACGGACAGGGAGAGCAGGGUCCUGGCGCGGCUAUACGAGGGACUCGUGACGGGGCAGAGGGCCUGUCUGGCGGAGUCCAUAACCCUGGUGGAGACCCAGCACCCUCGGAAGAAGGAGCUGGCGCAGGUUCUGCUCCAAAGAGUCCUCGCCCACCGGCGCCAACAGGAGCAACUUAACGGAGGGAACCCUUUGGCUUUUAGAAUAGGGCUGUCGGGUCCCCCAGGGGCAGGCAAGUCUUCCUUCAUUGAGGUGUUUGGGAAAAUGCUGACUGGAAGUGGCCACAAAGUUUCAGUUUUGGCCGUAGACCCCUCCUCCUGCACUACAGGCGGGUCUUUAAUGGGCGAUAAGACCCGCAUGACAGAGCUGUCUAGGGACAUGCAGGCCUUCAUCCGACCGUCCCCCACGUCCGGCACGCUGGGAGGGGUCACCAGGACCACCAAUGAGGCCAUAGUUCUGUGUGAAGGAGCCGGGUACGAUAUAGUUUUAGUGGAAACAGUAGGCGUGGGCCAAUCAGAGUUUGCAGUUGCAGACAUGGUGGAUAUGUUUGUUUUACUGAUUCCACCUGCAGGGGGCGAUGAACUGCAGGGGAUCAAGAGAGGGAUCAUUGAAAUGGCUGACAUGGUCGUGGUCACCAAAGCAGACGGAGAUUUGCUGGUUCCUGCACGCAGGAUACAAGCUGAGUAUACCAGCGCCCUGAAGCUGCUAAGGAAAAAGUCCAAAACAUGGAACCCAAAGGUGGCGCGGCUGUCAUCGGUGACGGGCGAGGGCGUGCCGGAGCUCUGGGCCCGCAUGCAGGAGUUCCGGGCGGCGGCACUGCGCGGCGGGCAGCUGCAGGCCCGGAGGCGGAGCCAGCAGAAGGUGUGGAUGUGGAGCCUGAUCCAGGAGAACGUCCUGCGCCACUUCCGGGACCACCCCGCCGUCAGGGACGCCCUGCCCUCGCUGGAGGACCGCGUGACCCGCGGGGACAUCUCCCCCGGCCUGGCGGCCGACCUGCUGCUCCGGGCCUUCUCCUCGGCGCAGUGACGACGCCCGCGGUGGCCUGAGGCCUCCAGCACGCACAGCCACAAACUGUUUUACCCUUUCAUAUGCAGGGGGACUGAUUUUAAUUUUAUUAGAUUUUUUUAAUUGUCUGGUUUGAAUGAAAUAAAUCAGUGAAGUGAAACUAUAUCAUACAAGUUCUUGUUAUCUUUCGGUGUGGUUAGGACAGGACAGUCUGUCUGUGUACCUGACCUGUUGCCCUGUGUUCUUGAAGUGAUCCAGUUUUGCUGCGAAUUCCCUCAACCACAGGGACCUUCUCUGUGAGCUCUCUGUUCCAGCAUGGCAGAGAUUCCAGAACCUUCUCUGCCUUGGAAGGAUGGUGGCCUUGGAAGGAUGGUGGAUGAAGACCUCACUCUCAGUGCCAGCACCAGGGUUGCUAGGCGAUUUUAGAAUGCCAGGCCAAGAUGACAUCAGCAGUCUCCCAAAAAAAGUGGGGAAAAAACCAUGACAUUGCAAGGCCAAAAUCAAAGUCAGAAUCACAAUUGCCUUUAACAGCAGUCUAAGAACAAGCUAAAAACAAAAGACCAAGUUGCCAAUUGGCUUGUUACCACAAGCUUGUUACUAAGGGAACACUGCCUGAAUGUGCAGGCUCAGAGUGUGUUCUUGUGAAGCUGAUGCUUUCACAGAGAAGAUUUAUUUCAGAGAAAGAAAGCCAGCACAGCCGAAGUGCCAGCUGGCUUUUCUUUUUCACAAGUCUCUGCAGCCUAGGUCACAAUUCUGCCGACAGUCUUUUUCCAAGUCUUGACCAUCAAAAAAAAAAAAAACGUGCUUAAUUAGUAUUCUGUCACUGGUACUUGCUCCAGACAUGGCCAGCAGUUUGACUAUUAAGCUGGAAAGGAAGCUGAAGUUUAUUUUAACACUGGUAACCACUGUGUUGUUUAUAAACAUCUGGAGAGUGAUAGAUCCCAUGUUAAGAUUUUUAAUGAGCCUUCAAAACAAUUCAGCCAUACAUCUGUGCACAGAGGCUUAGUUUUGUUGUUACUAGACUUUCUACGUUUGUAACCACAAAACCACAUGAAGCCUGUUCAUUGGUGGGGUAUCCAGUCAAGGAGUCCAUUGUACACCACUUUGAAUGAACAGACAAAACUGGCACUCAACAAAAUACAAAUAAAGUAUUCCCUACUCUGUAUAACUGCCAGACUGCUUGACUGAUGAUGCUCAUUACUGUCCAUGGAAUUCUUACAGGACAUAGGUAUUCAUUAUUCUACAUGCAUGUGAGAUAAUCUAAUAACUUUUAAAAUAUGUUAUAUGUUACAUUCUACAUUUUACAUCUUAAUUUAUACAGCUGAAAAGAUACUGAAGCAAUUUCACAUACCACAGAAUAGUUGACAUGUGGAAGUCAGGAGUUACGUUUCCUUUGUCACUGCCACUAGAUGGCAGUAUAAAUCAAUUAUUCACAUCAGUGUUUAAGUUGUUUUUGCGAGACUUGUCAGCAACUCAUAGUUGAAUAAUAAAACACUUCUGUUGGAGAGGUGUGACAAAAACCAUUUUUGUUGUUUCUUUGAGUUGCAUAGAUUCCAACUGAAAGAAACAAAUUCAGCAUAUAGACACUGAAUCCCCAUUCCCCCCCAUGUUCAUAAUAAAUGGACAUCAGAAAUCAAUUCUAUAAUGGAAACCUACUGUAUUUGCAGUCAUACGGAAUUAUUUUAAGAGCACCAUAAUUCUUUUUCGUGUUCGACUUAACCCUAUCGGGUUUCUAUGCCAACACCGCAACAUCUGACAGCGUUUUGUGCUCUGAAAGGAGACAGUGUUUCACAGUUAGCACAACUGCUGCACGUUGAAACACUGAAUAAACCACUUCUUACUAAGAUUCCUCAGAUGUGAAAGGCUUCAUGGGGCAAUUGUCUAAGCUUUGGAUUUGUGAAUUAAACGUGCUUUAAAGUAGCACACAUAAGCACAUUCAGACAGUACAUGCACUUAAACUGAAUAAUUUGCAUGUAUAUGUUCAAAGAUACAUUAUAACAGCCAUGGUUUGGAUUUGAAACUGGAGUGGAGUUUCUUUUCCCACCGUUAAAUGAUGACAUAAUGAAUAUAAAGUAUUUUAUUGAAGGGUUGUUUUCUCUUUAUUUUAAUAGACAUUUCCACUUUGUACUCUUCUGCAUUUGAGAAUAAUUUAUUGGAAACAAAACAACAGAUUCAUCUCUCAGAGAAGCAGUGCAGAGGUUAAAAUGUUUUGAUGUUAAGAUGUUUUUGGGAAAUCAUCUGCUGUUUAUCAGAAACACUUGUAAACAAAUUGGUUGCAUGUUUACUACGUCAAAAAGAACGCCAAACAAAAUUAUGCUUUCUCACGGACUAGUGAGAAACAUCCAUUGUAUGUUCUUCCUGUGCCUGACUAAAUUAAUAUUGUUAAAUAAAUGACAUUGUCUUUCAGGAUG